GCACUCUGAUGCCCUCGAGUCACCAAGGGACAGAAUCAAUCCAUAUUUCUGGAGUGACCGGGGGCUCUCAAGAAUUGACUGUGUUGGAGGCUGAGAUAAGCCUCACUGGUAAGGACUGGCAAAAACAUCCUAUUGUGACGGGCCCAGGGGCUCCGUGUAUAUUAGGUAUUGAUUAUCUCAGAAGGGGGCAUUUCAAGGAUCCUAAGGGGUAUCGAUGGGCCUUUGGAAUAGCUGCUGUGGACACAGACAACAUUAAGCAGCUGUCUGUUUUGCCUGGCCUGUCAGAAGAUCCAUCUGUUGUGGGGCUGCUGCGAGUAAAAGAGCAACACGUACCGAUUGCUACAAAAAUGGUGCACAGGCGUCAGUACCGCACUAACAGGGAUUCUUUACUCCCCAUUCAUAAGUUAAUUAGUCAACUAGAGAGUCAGGGAGUGAUCAGCAAAACUCACUUGCCUUUUAACAGCCCCAUAUGGCCAGUGCGUAAAGCCAGUGGAGAAUGGAGGCUGACGGUGGACUACCAUGGCCUGAAUGAAGUCACACCCCCACUGAGUGCUGCUGUGCCGGACAUGUUAGAACUCCAGUAUGAACUGGAGUCAAAAGCAGCCAAGUGGUAUGCCACCAUUGACAUUGCUAAUGCCUUCUUUUCCAUUCCUGUGGCCGAAGAAUGUAAGCCACAGUUUGCUUUCACAUGGAGGGGCAUUCAGUAUACCUGGAACCGUUUGCCCCAGGGGUGGAAACACAGCCCGACCAUUUGCCAUGGGUUGAUCCAAACUGUAUUGGAACAGGGCAGUGCUCCUGAGCACCUGCAGUACAUUGAUGAUAUCACUGUGUGGGGCGAUACAGCAGAAGAAGUCUUUACAAAAGGAGAGAGAAUGAUCCAAAUUCUUCUGAGUGCUGGUUUUGCUAUUAAGCAAAGCAGAGUGAAAGGACCUGCCCAGGAGAUUCAGUUCCUAGGUAUAAAGUGGCAAGAUGGCCGUCGCCACAUCCCGACAGAUGUGAUCGACAAAAUCACUGCUAUGUCUCCACCCACUAGCAAAAGAGAGACACAAUCUUUUCUGGGUGCAGUGGGCUUUUGGAGAAUGCAUGUUCCAAACUACAUCCUCAUUGUAAGCCCCCUUUAUUAUGUGACGCGAAUGAGAAAUGAGUUUACAUGGGGCCCUGAGCAGCAGCAGGCUUUUGAACAGAUUAAACAGGAGAUAGCCCGUGCCGUGGCCCUAGAGCCAGUACGGACGGGACAGGGUAUAAAGAACAUCUUCUAUAAUGCUGCUGGAGAGAACGGUCCCACUUGGAGUUUGUGGCAAAGAGCCUCAGGAGAGACCCGAGGCCGACCCCUGGGAUUCCGGAGUUGGGUGUACAGAGGGUCUGAAGAGCGCUACACUCCAACUGAGAAGGAGAUCUUAGCCGCUUAUGAGGGGGUUCGGGCUGCUUCUGAAGUAGUCGGUACUGAAACACAGCUCCUUCUGGCACCUCGACUGCCAGUGCUGAACUGGAUGUUUAAAGGAAAGGUUCCCUCCACCCAUCAUGCUACUGAUGCCACUUGGAGCAAGUGGAUUGCACUGAUUACACAACGAGCAUGGAUGGGGAACCUCAGCCGUCCAGGAAUCCUAGAAGUCAUCAUGGACUGUCCUGAAGGUAAGAAGUUUGGAACACCACCAGGAGAAGAAGUAUCACGUGCUAAAGAAGCCCCACCAUACAAUGAACUACCAGAGAAUGAAAAGAAAUAUGCCCUGUUCACAGAUGGAUCGUGUCAUAUUGUGGGAAAGCAUCGCAGAUGGAAAUCUGCUGUGUGGAGCCCCACACGACAAGUUGCAGAGGCCACUGAAGGGAAAGGAGAAUCAAGCCAAUUUGCAGAGGUAAAGGCUGUCCAACUGGCCUUAGAUGUUGCUGAACGGGAGAGGUGGCCAAUGCUCUGUCGUUACACUGACUCAUGGAUGGUAGCGAAUACCUUAUGGGGGUGGUUACAGCAGUGGGAGCAAAAUAACUGGCAAAGAAGGGGUAAAACUAUUUGGGCUGCUGAACUGUGUAAAGACAUUGCUGCCCGAACAAAGACUAUAGUUGUAAAGGUGCGUCAUGUAGAUGCUCAUGUGCCCAAGAGUCGGGCUACUGAAGAACAGCAAAAUAACCAUCAGGUAGACCGAGCUGCCAGAAUUGAGGUGGCUCAAAUAGACCUGGACUGGCAGAACAAGGGUGAAUUAUUUCUGGCUCGGUGGGCCCAUGAGACCUCAGGUCAUCAAGGGAGAGAUGCAACAUACAAAUGGGCUAGAGACCGAGGGGUGGACUUAACUAUGGAUGCCAUUGCACAGGUUAUUCAUAACUGUGAAACAUGUGCCAUCAUCAAACAAGCCAAGAGGAUGAAACCUCUGUGGGAGGAAGGGCGAUGGCAAAAGUACAAAUAUGGGGAGGCAUGGCAGGUUGAUUAUAUCACCUUGCCACGAUCUCGCAAUGGUAAGCAUUAUGUGCUUACUAUGGCGGAGGCAACCACUGGGUGGCUGGAAACAUAUGCAGUACCCCAUGCUACCGCCCGAAACACCAUACUGGGUCUCGAGAAACAAGUCCUGUGGCGACAUGGCACCCCAGAAAGGAUUGAGUCAGAUAAUGGGACUCAUUUCAAAAAUUCUCUUGUAAAUACUUGGGCCAAAGAUCAUGGCAUUGAGUGGAUUUACCAUAAUCCCUAUCAUGCACCAGCCUCUGGUAAAAUUGAACAAUACAAUGGAUUGUUAAAAACGAUGCUAAAAGCACUGGGUGGCGGAACAUUUAAGCACUGGGAGAAGCAUUUGGCAGAAGCCACCUGGUUAGACAAUACCAGAGGAUCUAUCAAUCGUGAUGGUCCUAACCAAUCCAGUUCCCUACAUACAGUAGAGGGAGAUGAAGUCCCUGUUGUACAUGUAAAGAACAUGUCAGGAAAGGCAGUUUGGGUUCUUCCAGCUUCUGGAAAGGGCAAACCUCUCCGUGGUACAGUUUUUGCCCAGGGACCAGGAUCCACUUGGUGGGUAAUGCAGAAGAAUGGGGAUGUCCAAUGUGUACCACAAGGAAACUUGAUGCCGGGGGAGUGCAGUUACUAAUUCUAUGUAUAUAGCCAUGUGUGCAUUUUAAUCAUUUUUUUGUUUGUUUGUAUAUAUGUAUAUAUUUUAAGCAUGAUAUAACGAUGUAGAAUAAGGGUUGGAAUGUCAUGGUUCUAUGUUUUUGUUUUUUUUGUUUUUGGGUUUCAGUAUUCCACAUCAAAACAUCAUGUAGUGUACGGGGCAUUAAAGUGUCACCGCCCCAAUCCCAGCUACCUAUCCCUGUACAUUACAGAAGUCACGGGAUCUGGCCCUUCCGGGUGGGGGGGCGCUCUCUUGCUGCCUGGCAGUGGGUGCUGGAGGGUGCUUUCCUAGCCGUUCCAAGCUUUUCAGGUUUGAAUCAGUCCUGGCAACUCUCUCUCUCUCAUCUUGUCUGAUUUAUUAAUCUCAAUUGCAAUUAAAUUGUAUCUAUUGUGUUAUCUUGUAUUCUGGUAUUAUAGUAAAAUAAGUUUUCCUCCAUAGAUUGUUGCCGCUGUUCUUUUCCUCCCUUCCUUCCUUCCCAUUUUUGUGGGACUGGGGUGGGGGGGGAGGGCAGAGGCCUGUCGCCCCUGUCACGGACAUUGAUUGAUCUAGUCAACUCCGUGACAGUCAUCUAUCUGGACUUGUGCAAAGCAUUUUACACUGUCCCAUGACAUAUCUGGUCACCAAAUUGGAUAAACAAGGGUUUGAUGAACUACUCGCUAGAUAAGGAAUUAGUUGGAUGGUCACACUCAGAGAGUUGCAAUCAACGGCUCAAUGUCCACGUGGAGACCAGUGACGAAUGGUGUUCCACAUAGACAGGUACUGGCACUAUUACUGUUUAACAUCUUUGAAGGCAACAUGGACAGUGGGAUUGAGCGCACCCUCAGCAAGUUUGCAGUUGACAACAAGCUGAGUGGUGCAGUUGACCAGCUAGAGGGAAGGGAUGCCAUCCAGAAAGACCUGGACACACUUGAGAGGUGAGCCCAUGCCAAUCUUGUGAAAUUCAACUAGGCCAAGUGCAAGGUCCUGCAUCUGGGUUGGGGCAAUCCCAAGCACAGAUACAGAUUGGGUGGAGAAUGGCUUGAGAGCAGCUCCGAGGAGAAGGCUUUGGGGGUGUCUGUUGAUGAAAAACUCCACAUGAGCCAGUAAUGUGCACUUGCAGCUCAGAAGGCCAACUGUAUUCUGGGCUGCAUCAAGUGUGACCAGCAGGUCAAGGGAAGUGAUUCUGCCCCUCUACUCUGCUCUCAUGAGACCCCACCUGGAGUACUGUGUCCAGUUCUGGGGCCCCCAACACAAGAAGGACAUGGAACUGUUGAAGCAGGGUUCCAGAGGAGGGCCACAAAGAUGAUCAGAGGGCUGGAGCACCUCCCCUAUGGGGACAGGCUGAGAGAGCUGGGACUCUUCAGCCUGGAGAAGAAAAGGCUCCAGAGGGACAUUAUAGGGGCCUUCCAGUACCAGAAGAGGCGUACAGGAAAGCUGGGGAGGGACUUUUUAUAAGGGCAUGUAGUGAUAGAAUGAGGGGAAGUGGUUUUAAACUGGAAGAGGGUAGAUUUAAACUAGAUAUCAGGAAGAAAUUCUUUACUGUGAGGGUGGUGAGACACUGGAACAGGUUGCCCAGUGAGGCUGUGGAUGCUCCCUCCCUGGAGGCAUUCAAGGCCAGGCUGGAUGGGGCUUUGAGCAACCUGGUCUAGGGGGAGGUGACCCUGUCUAUAGCAGGGGUGUUGGAACUAGAUGAUCUUAAAGGCCCCAUCCAACCCAAACCAUUCUAUGAUUCUGUGAUAUUCACUUGCCUUACAUUUACAAUAUCUAAAUGAAUGCUUAGAGUGCUCCAUCAAAUGAAAACAAGUUAUGGAAGCUUAUUGAGACAUUGCCCAUAAACUGUGGAUACAGGCACAAUCCCAGCUCACACCACCAUUGGGUAGAACAUUUUAGAACUGGGACAGGGUUACACAACACCCAGCUAUUAGUUGUGAUUUAAGUCUGACACUGCAUACUUCACAAUAAACUGCUCUGUCCUUAUUAAAUGCAACCAUUCAAGCACAUGUCUCCACUGGUAAAAGACAGCUUCACUAUAGUAUAAUUCUUAAAUGAAGUAUUCAUUUCAGUUUUCAGGAGAAGUUAUUUCUACCUACUUACACAAACAAAGAUUUUACCACACAGAGCCAAAAAUAUAUAGAGACAAAAGCAGAUAUAUAACAUAUAUAAUGGUUGUCAUUAGUCUUCUGAGACUAAAAUUAGCUACAUGCAGUCAGGUCCUAAACAAAACAGAUGUAAAAAAAUGUCCACAUUCCCUCUGUUUUUAUCCCUAAAUCUCCAUGAACAACUGCAGGCACAUUUUUUCAAGCAGAGCCCAGAGCUGGCUAUAGAAGUCUUGUUUAGCAGCAAUGGAGCUAGUUCAGGCUUCUUGUAUUUGUUACAAACCUCAGACAUAAUCUGUAAAUGUAUACCACGUAACAGGAGAAGCUCAUUCAAUUUUUUUUAAAAGGAAAUUCUGAAAUUUGAAAAGCAUAAAAAAAUGCUUCCACAACAGGCAGUACCAGUUCACAUUUGACUUGGAUAUAUUUUCAUGCAAGCUCAACAAUAAAGAUGCUUUAAACAAACUUGGAUGUCUUAAGGAAGAAAAAAAAACUAGAAUAUAAACCUUUCCCAACCGUUAAUUCAAAAUAUCCAAAGUUUCGGGCCUUGUAGUUUCCUGAAUUUCUCUCAAAAGUAAGAUGAACUAAUGAAAAGUAGCUUAGUUCCCACACCAUUCUUUUUGCGUGCUAUUUUAAAAUGGCUUGAUUUUCACAGUACCACAGAAUGAUGGAAUCACAGGGGUUGGAAGGGACCUCAAGAGAUUGAGUCCAACCCCCCUGCUAAAGCAGGUUCCCUACAAUAGGUCACACAGGUAGGUGCCCAGACAGGUCUUGAAUAUCUCCAUAGAAGAUGACUCCACAACCUCUCUGGGCAACCUGUUCCAGUGCUCCAUCAUCCUUACUGUAAAGUUCUUCUGCAUGUUUGUAUGAAACUUUCUAUGUUCAAGUGUUUGGCAACAGCUCACUAUGCACUACUGAGAAGAGCCUAGCCUCAACCAUUUGCCUUCCACCUCACUUCAGAUAUUUAUAAGCAUUUAUCAGAUCCCCUCUCAGUCUUGUUCUCCCCAGGCUGAACACACCCUGUUUACUCAACCUUUCCUCACAAGGGAGAUGCUCCAGGCACUUAAUCAUCUUUGUGGCCCUCUGCUGGACUCCCUCUAGGAGAUCCCUUUCUUUUUUGUACUGGGGAGCCCAGAACUGGACACAGUACUCCAGGUGAGGCCUGACCAGGGCAGAGUAGAGGGGGAGGAUCACCUCCCUCAAUCUGCUGACCACAUUCCUUUUAAUUCACUCCAGGAUGCUGUUGGCCUUCUUGACCUCCAGGGCACACUGCUGGCUCAUGGCCAACCUGUUGUCCACCAAAACACCCAGGUACUUCUCCACAGAGCUCCUCUCCAGCAGGUCAUCCUCCAACCUGUACUAAUGCAUGCAGUUAUUCCUCCCCAGGUGCAGGACUCUACACUUGCUCUUGUUCAACCUCAUCAGGCUCCUCCCUGCCCAACUCCUCAGUCCCUCCAGGUCUUGUUGAAUGGUAGCACAGCCUUCUGGUGUCAGCCACUCCUCCCAUCUUUGAAUCAUCAGGAAGCUUUCUGAGGGUGGACUAUAUCCCUCCAUACUAGUCAUUGAUGAAGAUGUUGAACAAGACUAGCACCGACCUCUGGGGAACACCGCUAGUUACAGCCCUCCAACCAGACUGCGCUGCUGAUGAUAACCCUCUGACUCUGUCAGUCAGCCAGUUCUCAACCCACCUCACCGUCCAGUCAUUUAUCCCAUGCUUUCUAAGUUUCAUAACAAGGACGUUGUGGGAGAUGGUGUCAAACGCCUUGCUGAAGUCAAGGUACACAACAUUCACCAUUCUCCCCCCAUCUAUCCAGCCAGCGAUGACAUCAUAGAAUGCUACUAGGUUGGUCAAGCAUGAUUUCCCCUUGGUGAAUCCACGCUGACUACUCCUGAUAACCUUCUUCUCUUCCAAUUGCCUGGAGAUGGCAUCCAGAACAAGUUGUUCCAUCACCUUUCCAGGGACAGAGGUGAAGCUGACUGGCCUGUAGUUUCCCGGAUCCUCCUUCUUGCCUUUCUUGAAGACUGGAGUAACAUUGGCUAUCCUCCAGUCUUCAGGCACCUCUCCCAUUCACCAAGA
Lagopus muta (rock ptarmigan) is the source of this 7232-nucleotide messenger RNA. RefSeq lists its product as uncharacterized. The coding region runs from base 9 to 3062 and encodes 1017 amino acids. The record is from RefSeq and is a predicted model, not a curated record. Gene Ontology annotation, biological process: DNA integration. Lineage: Eukaryota; Metazoa; Chordata; Aves; Galliformes; Phasianidae. Gene Ontology annotation, molecular function: RNA-DNA hybrid ribonuclease activity; nucleic acid binding. The transcript has 2 exons.